This is a messenger RNA of Daktulosphaira vitifoliae (grape phylloxera), 3757 nucleotides long. RefSeq names its product RING finger protein 17 (gene qin). The record is from RefSeq and is a predicted model, not a curated record. Gene Ontology annotation, molecular function: zinc ion binding. The transcript is spliced from 21 exons. NCBI's taxonomy places the organism in Eukaryota, Metazoa, Arthropoda, Insecta, Hemiptera, Phylloxeridae. The coding region runs from base 164 to 3601 and encodes 1145 amino acids.
AAGUAACGAGCCUUUGUCAUAAUUAUCACAAGAAGUCAAUGUAGCCUAUUGUAACACUAAAUAGGCAACAUAAUUGACCAAUAAUUGAUUUUGAAAAUGGAAAACAUUUUUAUACUAUUUUACAACUUUAUAUUGAAACGUUGACUAAUUUUGUACAACCACGAUGAGUCGUAUGAAAGUUCCAUGUUGCAGUAGAUGCAAAAUGAACUAUUAUGUUGGAGAUAUUAAUGGACCAAAAAUUCCAUUAUUACUGAAAUGUGGCCAUGAUAUGUGUCGAAAUUGUGUUAAAUUUUUGUAUAAAAGAAAUUCGGAAGUAACUUGCUUUAUUUGUGAAAAAGUUGAUAAUUUCAAGUUUGAUAAUGAAAAUAAAAUAAAUCUUCCAGUGCAUUAUUAUAAAAUUGGCCAAGUUUAUUGGCUGACAUGUAAAAAACAAAUGGAAAUCCACCGUAGUAUUUCUAACUUAAAAAUGACUGAUUGUCCCACAUAUUCAUCAGAAAGUGUUCAUGAUGUCUGUGAUAAGUGUCAAAGAAGUGCAAAUUGUUUUUGUCAUCACUGUAAUGUAGUAUUUUGUUAUAGUUGUUUUGAUGAAGUACAUACAGAAAAUCAAGUUAUGUCCAAACAUAUUCCAGAAAUGAUCGAUAAAAUUAAUAUUGUGUUGAAUUCUGAACCGAAAUGUGAUCAACAUUUUAAGACUAUUGAGUUUAUUUGUGUAACUUGCGAAGUAAAUAUUUGUUCAUAUUGUUUAGUUCAAAGUCAUAAAACUCAUGAUGUUUCUACUCUUGAAAUUUAUAAUUCAACAACUUUGGAAAAUUUAACUAAAUACUCAAAUAAAGGUUCACUACUUCUAGGAAAACUUAAAAGCACCCGUGAUAAUUUUAAUAUAAAAAUGCAAACAAUCCAUCAUUCACGUUCUAAAAAAAAGUUAAGCUCAUUAGACGAGAUCAAACACACUUUAUCAUUAUACAUGUCUACUGUUAUUGGGGCUUUGCAAAAUAAAGAAGAAUUUAUUUUGGAUUUACUGGAACAAACUGAUUAUGCUGACAUAAAUUCUAUGAAUACAAUUAUAAAUCAAUUGAACGGACUUAUUGGAGACUUGCAGAGUAAAUUAAAUCUGAUAAAUCAUUGUAUAAGUCAAAAUAAGUUAUCUUCGAAUUCUUUAAAAAAUGCUAUAUCAGAUGUAAAAAAUAUGUUGGAUACUUCUUAUUUGAUUGCAAAGAAAGAUAAACCUGAACCAUCUAUUAAAAUGGACGAUCAAAUUUUUGAUGUUAUCCAAAAGUGCUUUACAAUUGAAGUUGAUACUUCUGAUACCUUCUUACUUAGGUAUUCACCAGACUUGCCUGAAAAAUAUCAAGUUAAUGUUUCAAUAGAUAUUAAUGAUUCUGAUUUACUUAGAACAACACUAAUACCAUCUCCAUGUUCUUCAGUAAAUUCAGGAAGUGUUUUCUCUCAUUAUUCUGAUGUUAAAAACUUUCUGCCACCUGUUCAUGACUUAGUACCAAUCAAAGAAAUUCAUAAGAAUGUAGUAGAACCCGUAGUUGUAACUGCUGUGAAUACCCCAUCAAAUUUCUACCUUCAACUUCUUGCAAACAACUCUCAUUUAAAUAUGAUUAAUGAAGAACUCAAGAAAUCAGUUAAUACCAAAAGCAAUGUUGUUGAUAAAAUUGAAAAAAAUAAUGUUAUGUAUGCUGUGUUAACUACUAAUCAAUAUUGGUGUCGAUGUAUUAUAUCUCAUAUUUAUGAAGAAAAUGGCAAUAUGUUGUAUACAGUUCAUUGCAUUGACUAUGGAUUUUUAGAAACUGUCACUUCUGAUAAAAUUCGAAGUGUACCAACAGUACUAAGAUCAAUACCUCCAUUAGCAUAUAAUUGUGCUCUAUAUGAUUUAAAACCAAAGGCAACUACUGGAUGGUCCAAUGAUGCUUAUAAACUGUUUACUGAUUUAAUGUUUAUAAAAUCUGGCACAUUUUAUAUGUACCCAAUGGAGACACGAGGUGAAAGAAUUGAAGUUGAUGUAGUUUGGAAAGAUAUUUAUCCCUUGUCUAUAAGAGAUGCACUAUUCUUCUUAGGUUAUGGUUCAUAUGAAUAUUAUGUAAACCAAUCCUUGCAUCAAAAACUAGUGAAUUCUGUAACUAUCCCUGUAAGCAUACAAUUAGAAAAAGGAGAAAGGUAUCCUGUUUCAUUAAGUCAUUUUGUUUCACCAAAUGAAUUUUAUUUCCAUGUAAUUGACAAAUCUGCUUUAUUAGAAGAUAUAAUGAAUAGAUUGCAAAAAGUCUACAAACCUACUGAAAAAGAAAUGCAAAAGAGUUACUUAUUAUACACACCUCAAAUUGGAAUGGCAGUUGCUGCACGAUUUUCUAUGGAUGAUACGUGGUAUAGAGCUAAAAUUACAAGUAUACCAGAACCUCGUAUGGUUACUGUAUUUUAUGUAGACUAUGGUAAUUCAGAAACUUUACCAUGGGAUCAGUUAAGAGUACUUGAUGAGUAUUUUAUUAAAAUAUCACCACAAGCUUUAAGAGUAUCGCUUGAAGGUAUUAUUCCAUCUCAUAAUGGUAUAGAAUGCAGUGAAUGGAGCAUUGAAGCAAAUGCUAAACUUAUGGAAAUGUUAAGCAUUAAUCAUUUUGUUGCUGAUAGCUUAUAUAUUUUUGUGAAUGAUGUAAUAAAAGAUGGUGUACAUAAAGUUACUGUAUACAACCAAACAUCAAGAGGAGAAUUUUGUAUUAAUAAUAAACUUGUCUCUCUGGGAUAUGCAUUACCUACACAAUCUGGAGCUUACAUCUAUAAUAGCAACAAAAAUAAAAGACGACCAAUCAAAAUUAAAAAAUUGCCAGUAAAUACGCGGAAUAGAUCAGAUUCAUUUGAUAGUGAUGAUACAUCAGCCUUUGUGUCACAACGCUCUGUGAUUGAAAGUGAAAACCAUAUAUGGAAUGACAAAAAAAGUGAUUCUCCUGGCAUAGAAAUGCUUGUUAUCAGAGUUGAAAGUCCUGACAAAAUCAUUUUGAAACCUGUGCAGUAUAAUCCAACUAAGUUAACUGAUCGUUUAAAUAAAGAAUAUUCUAAAAAUAUUUCAAAUAAAGAAACAAAAAGUAAUUGGGUAGAAAAUGAUAGAUGUGCAUUGUUUAUUAAAAAAUUUGGUAAUUGGUAUAGAGGAAAAAUUUUAAAAUUGGACGAAAACAAAAAAAAAGCAACAGUGUAUUUUUAUGAUAUAGAUGAAACAAUUGAUAAUGUAUUCACUAAAAGUUUGUUUGAGCUUGAAGAUAAAUUGUUUAAAGAAAAAUGUGAAAUUUUACACUGUAAAUUAAAUAAUUUAACACCACUUGGUACAUCUAAUGGCCAGUGGGCCAAAUUUACUAGUGAUCAACUUUCAGAAGAAUUAAAGAAAUAUUCAUCUGUUUAUUUAAAUAAAAAAGGCAAAGAAGGUGAUGUAAUAUUAGGAGAAAUUUGGAUUAAGGAUUUAGUAGUACCAAAAGCCUUAGAACCUAUUCGUACACGUUGGAUUAAUAUUAAUAGAUUUAUGGUAGAACAAGGUUUAGCCAUGUGGAGUAAAAAGAUAAAUGAGGUAGGUAAAGUGAAAAAAGGAAGAAAAAAAGAAUUGUCAAAAAAAUAAUAUAUAUAUUUUUAAUUAAUAUUAUUAUUAUUAUUAUGCACAUUGGCAAUUUCAGCUAUUGUAGUAUUUAUAUGUUCAUUUAAUUUUAAGAAAAGAAACAUAAAUGAAACUAUUUAUAUAGUAUUUGUAGUUAUUUCUAUUUCAUUUUACUAUUAU